AUCUAAAAUGAUUCAUAAUUUACCAAUUUUGUAUUACAAUUAUUAAGAAUAUUUUGUGAAAUAUCAAGUAUGGAAACGAAAGAAGACAACUCCGUAAAACAUAUCCUAAAGCAGCUAGACAGGUCGCAACAAAUAAUAGCUGAUCAUGCCUUAACGAUAUCAAAUCUCAAGGCACAAAUUGCCAAAUUGGAGUCGGAAGCCUUUGAAAAUGGAAAACAUCUAAAGGAGAUGAAGAAGCACAUUGCCAAGUUGGAGUCCAAAACCAAAAACCAAACCCCUCAGUCCUCGGAAGUGGUCAGGAGCACCGAUCUCAGCACUGGUUGGACAGUCAUUCAGUGUCGUCAGAGCGGACGAUACGAGAACUUGGCAGAUAGUUACAAGAACGCUCUGUGCGGCUUUGGCGAAAUCGAUGGCGACUAUUGGAUUGGUUUCGAGAAAUUGAGCUCUAUUAUGGCCUCGCACAGCCAUGUUUUGGGUAUUCAGCUCACCUAUUCCGAUGGAAGUAAGACCUAUUCGCAAUACGAUGACUUCAAGCUGGGCCGCGGAGGAGAUAGGUUCAGGAUUGAGUCCCUGGGUUAUUAUAUGGGAAACGAUCGGGAUUUUCUGCGUUACUAUAAGGAUCUUCCAUUGGAAGUGUCUCUUACAUGGGCAUGGUGGAAUGUUCCCAGUAAUAUGAGCAAAUUGACUCAUAGUGAAGAGAAUGCUAAUUCUGAAUUGAAAAUUAAAUCCUCUAAAAUGUAUCUAACACGAGCCAAGGGAUUGAAGUUUUUAACUCUGCAACAAGCGAAUCUAUUGAACAACACAAGAUGUUAUAAAGUAUAAUUCAAUUACUUUACUAUACAUUGGGUUUUUCCUUAGGAGAUCCUAAACUUAUUCAUUAAAAUUUAAUUAUAAUCAUAUGCUAUAUUUUUAAACAAUACAAUACUUUUGGAGGUCUAGUGGAAUAUUUUGUAAAUUGUGAAUGUUAUUUAGGGGGUUUCCCAAAAAACUCGUAUUGACAACAGGCAUUUCUGGGGGUUUUUUCAUAUCUUUGGGCUUAUCAGUGUCACUUUUCUUGCUUUGCGAGACUAAACAAAAAUAAUAUUUGAUAAUGAAUAUUGAUUAUUGCGUAGAACAUGUAACUCAUGACGUCUCGCUGUUAUUUUUAAAUACUGUUUUAAAAUUAGUUAUCAGUCAUCGUCGCGCACCCUGAAGAGGUAUCUAGUCCGCUUAAUUGGCGAUAAGACGGAUGCCCCUAUUUACACUUUCCGAUGAUGCUAUCGCCCACUGUUGUGGGUGGCAAAGCAGGGGGGUUUAGGGGAGGGGUAAUCGACGUCCGAGCGAGUUGAUUGCCCCGUUUGACUUUGCGGGAGGAGCAGUCGACCCCUAUGACUUUGGAUCGUCGUAAUCAGCAGCAAUAUACUGGAACCCGACCCGGUUAGGCGCCUCUCAGGUGCCCGGCAGUUGCUGUCAAGCGCUUUCAGGGGAAGGAACUAGCCGGAGACACUGCGAAAUGCCGAUCCAACUAGAGGAGGAGAUAUUCGGCUUGGCCGUGAAUCCGUUCACCAAGUCGCCGGAGAUGGUGCGCCGCUACACGCUGAGGAACAGCAAGGGAAUGUCCGUGUCGGUGAUACAGCUGGGCGCCAUCAUCCAGAGCGUCAGCCUGCCGGAUGCCUACGACAAGGUGGAUGAUGUCUGCCUGGGGUUCGAGGACAUCGCAUCUUAUUUGGCCACCAAGUCGGCCUACAUUGGAGGCACCCUCGGUCGAGUGGCCAACCGUGUGGCCAAUGGGGAGUAUGAGGUGAACGACACCAAGGUCAAGGUGACCAAGAACUUUCAGGACAAGUACCAGCUGCAUGGCGGAUUCGUAGGCUUCGACAGCGUCAUCUGGGAGGUUGUGCAAAAGUCGGAGGAGGGCGUGGUUUUCCGUCACAUGUCGCGCCACAACCACGAGGGCUAUCCGGGCAAUCUAAAGUGCCUGAUUACCUACUCGCUGGACGAGGAGAAUCGUCUGUGGGUACGCUUCGAGGCCACCACGGAUCGUUCGACGAUGGUUAACAUUUCCAACCACGCCUAUUUCAAUCUGGCCGGCCAUGGAGCCGGUGCCAAGGGCCUGGCGGAGCACACGGUGGAGAUUGCAUCCGACCGAAUCGUGGAGACAGACGGUGAUCAGAUACCCACGGGCAAGCUGGUCAGCGUGGAUGACACGGUCUAUGAUCUUCGUCUGCCCGUGCUGAUAGGCGACCGCCUGCGGCAGUUCGAGGAUCGACCCAUCAAAGGCUAUGACAACUGCUUCGUGAUCAACGACGGCCAGAUGCAGAAGAGCGUCAACAAGGUGGCCAAGAUCGUGCAUCCGCCCAGUUGCCGGGUGCUCGAGGUCUGGACCAAUCAGCCCGGCAUGCAGUUCUACACGGCGAACAAUCUGCCGGACGAGAAGAAAGGCGACGCCCCCAUGAUUGGCAAGGACUGCAUUCACUACAGCAAGCACGGUUCCUUCUGCGUGGAGACCGAGAAGUUCCCCGACUCCAUGAACCACCCGGAGUUCCCGUCGAUCAGCCUAGAGCCGAAUGAGAAAUACCUUCACGAGGUUAUGUACUGGUUCAAGGUCGAGGAAUCCUGGAAAUGUUGCUGCAAUGACACUGCUUGAACGUAAUCAAAAUCUCUAGUAAAUAAAGCCUGAUUCCUGUCCCUGUAAA
Molecule: messenger RNA, 2675 nt
Organism: Drosophila kikkawai
Lineage: Eukaryota; Metazoa; Arthropoda; Insecta; Diptera; Drosophilidae
Product: galactose mutarotase
Biological process (GO): glucose metabolic process; beta-D-galactose catabolic process via UDP-galactose, Leloir pathway
Molecular function (GO): aldose 1-epimerase activity; carbohydrate binding
Source: RefSeq, a predicted model, not a curated record